CACGUCAUUGCUUAGUUGUGUGCUCCUGUCUCCGACGCCUUCGUAGAAGUUCAUCGUCCGGUUCGCGUCUCCUCUCGACUCUUCCAUUAGAGCCAUCGGAGCCAGCCUCCCGCUCUCGCAUCCCAUGGCCCGCCUCCUCGCGGCGCGAACCCUAACCCUAGCACGCCCCCCCGCGGCCGCGGCCGCUCCCUGCGCCCUCCGCUUUUGCCCCACCCGCGCGCUCUUCUCGGCCAAGGUGGAGUUCGUCGAGAUCGACCUCUCCGAGGAGUCCCCGUCCUCUUCCCCCGCCGGGGUAGGAAGCGCGGGGGACUCCACCACGGUGGAGGCACAGAUGGGGAUGCGGAGGCUGGAGGACGCCAUCCACGGGGUGCUGGUGCGGCGGGCGGCGCCCGACUGGCUCCCCUUCGUGCCGGGGGGAUCCUACUGGGUGCCGCCGAUGCCGCGGCCGCUCGGGGUGGCGGACCUCCUCGGCGCGGCGGUCUACACCGCCAGGGGCUCGGCGGUGAUGACGGAGGAGGAGGCGAUGUGCUUCACCACGCCACGCGGGUGGCCGUCCGCGGCGUACUUCGUGGAAGGAAAAUCUCCACAUCGGGUGAAGACAUCAAGGAAAGAUGCUACCCAAACUGAUGAUGAGGAAAGCUAAUACAAUUAUGCUACUCUACCUGGGGUUCAAUUUUUUUGUUGUGCAGGCCCCUACAGAAGCUGUGAAACUCCACUGUACAUAGACGGCUUGGAAGUUGGAACCCCAGCAACAUUGAAUCCCCCGUCCACCUCUUCGUUGGAAUAUGAUGUCUGCGCACCACCGCCAAGAUGCCAUGACUAUGAUCCUCUGUAUUUUGCAGAACCUGGUGUGUUAGCACCUGGAACAUUGUGGUGUGUAAUGUAAUAUUCUCAGAAGCUGCGGUGCAUGAUGCAAGUCUUUCGACCAUGUUUUCCCUUUUGAAUAAAAACGUGUGCUGGGCUGAACGCUUGUGGCACAUGAUAGCUCUCA
Phragmites australis (common reed) is the source of this 991-nucleotide messenger RNA. RefSeq lists its product as uncharacterized. Bases 125 to 643 code for a protein of 172 amino acids. Lineage: Eukaryota; Viridiplantae; Streptophyta; Magnoliopsida; Poales; Poaceae. The transcript is spliced from 3 exons. The record is from RefSeq and is a predicted model, not a curated record.